AUGGCACCCGCACAAAUGAAAGCGCUGGUCUCUGCACCCGAUCACACGACCGAGGUCAAAGAGGUCAGCGUUCCAAAGCCCCAAGCGGGAGAGGUGCUGAUCAAGGUGUCCACCGUCACGCUCAAUCCCACAGACUGGAAGGUGAGUCUCGAUGCAGCCAGCGAAGUAGACUAUAUCUAUAUGCGCCCCCUUUUUCGCGCUCAUGGAUGUCGAGACCUUCAUCUUCUUGUUCGCUCAUCCAUCCAUUCAUUCUUUGCACGCGCGCAGCACGCAGCCUUCAUGUCCACCCCGUCUCAAAUCCUAGGCUGUGACUUUUGCGGCACGGUGCAGGAUUCCAACGGGACGGAUUUGGCGGUGGGGACCAGAGUGGCAGGCUUCGUGCAUGGCGGCAAGUACGAAGAUCGCGGUAGCUUUGCCGAAUAUUUAAAGGCGAGGGCGGAUACGCUUAGCAAGGCUCCUGCCAACGUCGACGACGCCGUCGCUUCCAGCGUCGGCAUUGCGGGGUACACUGCUGCGCAAGUGAGUGCACCGCAGCUUCAUCCGCGGGCAUCACUUGGUGUUGCAUCGAGGUAUCUGACAAGGGAUACCGCUCGUUUACUCCCUGCUGCACUAGGCACUAUUCAGUCGAUUGGAAUUGAAUUUGCCAAGCAAAACCGACACUCUUCCUGCGCUCGACUCAAACUCUCCAAAGCUGCUCGUUUGGGCCGGCUCAAGUUCCGUUGGCCAGUAGUGAGUUGGCUCAUCUCGCCCCAGUGCGAAGUGAGGCCUCGACCUCGAGGCGGUGCACUGAUCGCACACGCAUACGCUUGUCUUUCCUCCUUCAGCGCUGUACAACUUGGUCGAAUCGCUGGCUACCACGUCAUCACGACAGCCUCACCCAAGGUGAGUGGAUGCGUGUUCUCUAGGGCUUUCUCUUUGCCUCGCAGCUCAUGUUCGUAACGGCCGUGCUCAUGAUGCAGAACCACGAGUAUCUCAGGUCGAUCGGAGCUUCAGAGACGUACGACUAUCGCCAAGAGGCUCUUCCGGAGCUCAUCAGCAAACAGCAUCCGACUUUGAGCGCGGCAUUGGACUGCAUCAGCGAAGGUGGAACGCAGGGCUUGUGCGCUCGAAGUCUGGGAAGCAGCGGUGGAACAGUCGUGGUUCUGCUCAAGCCCGAGAAGGAAGCGAUCGAAAUACGCAACGAUGUCAAGAUCGUGCACACGCUGUGAGUCACUUUAUCCACCUAUCCGUGUCGCUGAACUCUUAAUGUGCCGGGCUGACGAUGCAACAUGCACGAUCAACCAGCGUGUACAGCGUGCUUGGCCAUCCGUUCGCGUACGGGAAAGCCACGUACGACGAAGCUACAGUCUCAGCAGAGAAUGCAAAGAUGCAAGCAUUCACUAGCCAAGGUAUCUUUAGGCACCUCUUUGCUAGCGGUCUAUUGCGCGGAAACGUCAUCAAACAUAUGGACGGUGGUUUGUCGGGCAUUCCGCAAGGCUUCAAGUAUAUGCAGGAAGGAAAGGUGAGCCGGUUUAACCUGAACAUUGCCGUCGUCGAACAACGCUCAGAUCCAGUGACCCAAUUCGGGCACUUCACGGACAGGUCUCGCUGGAGAAGCUUGCAUAUCGCAUCGGCUGA
Ceraceosorus bombacis is the source of this 1617-nucleotide messenger RNA. The record is from the annotation of a GenBank genome assembly. NCBI's taxonomy places the organism in Eukaryota, Fungi, Basidiomycota, Exobasidiomycetes, Ceraceosorales, Ceraceosoraceae.